GACAUUUGAGAGGUCAGGUAGAGUAUGAUUAAAACAUUGCAACAUUUAUAAACACUCUUUUAAAAGAAAGUUACUGGUAAUACACCAGAGAGCGCUACCACACAGACCAAGAUGCAGCUAAAGACCUCAAUUGAGUCAUGAUGUGCCGAAAUCUAACACCAAUUGGUGACAUAUCACAGCAUUGGAGAACAACUCAAAAUAUGGCGGCAGAUGACAUUCCAAAAUAAGAAACACUAAAAAAAUCAAAUAAAAAUGGCCAAGUCUUGUAGACUAGUAGAUCACCACAGUCUGCAUCUUCCUGAAUGCCUAUCUUUCCUGAGGAGUAGUUGGAAUUUUGCAAUCUCAAAUCUUAGAAAAUCAGCAGCAGUCUCCUCUCCAACAUACAGCAUACACUAGCUGCACUUCGAAGGUUGCAGGUUGCUUAACUGUAACCCAGAAUGUAAGCUUGGUAAUUAACCUGGGAAUUAAGGUUGAUGCUGUGGAUUGAAGUAGUAUCUUGACAACAAAAGAUAUGGCAAGGAAGCUCCAAUUUUUAAAACCAGUUGAUGAUACCUAUACUGAAGAUAGAAGUGAUGUUGACCAAAAUUCUGGGACUUCUUUUAUAUAUAAUCCCUACAGAAACUUGUCAAUAGAAAAACAAAGACAACGACUACCAGUUUUCACUGCUCGGAACCACAUAUUGUACUUAAUUGAGAACUAUCAGACCACAAUUGUUGUUGGGGAAACUGGGUCAGGAAAAAGUACCCAAAUACCACAGUACCUGAGGGAAGCAGGAUGGGUAGUGGAUGGUAUUAUUGGUAUAGCUCAGCCUCGUCGUGUUGCUUGCACAACUUUGGCAGAAAGAGUAGCUGAGGAAUGCAAUGUUAUUUUGGGGAAAGAAGUUGGCUACUCUAUACGUUUUGAUGAAUGCUCAACACCAGGUGUCACCGAAAUCAAAUAUAUGACAGAAGGAAUAUUGGUGCGAGAGAUGAUGGCAGAUCCCUUAUUACGACAGUACUGUGCUAUUCUUCUAGAUGAAGUCCAUGAGAGAACACUGUACACAGACAUUGUUUUGGGACUAAUGAAAAAAAUCCUCCGUAAACGCAAAGACCUGCGGCUAAUUAUUUGUUCAGCUACUGUUGAUGCUGACCAUCUCUUCAACUUUUUCAACACCAACUUGUCAAAAGAUAAAAGCAAAGACUCCAUUGCUGUAAUUUCUGUGGAAGGGAGAACAUACCCUGUUGAUAUUUUUUACAUACAAGAGCCGGUAGCCGAUUAUAUCAAAGGCUGCGCAGACACGGUAAUGAAGAUUCACCGUAAAGAGGGGCCCGGAGAUGUUCUGGUUUUCCUUACAGGUGCUGAAGAAGUAGAUACUUGCGCCAGUCUGCUGAGAGAGUUUUCAGAAUCUUUAACCAAAAAAGAAGUUUCAGGUGCUUUAGUGGUGUUACCAAUGCAUGGCUCUUUAACAAACAGUGAUCAGCUUCGAGCAUUUCAGUCAUCACCCCCUGGUGUUCGUAAAGUUGUGGUGGCCACCAACAUAGCAGAAACUUCUGUUACCAUACCUGGUAUUGUUUAUGUUGUCGACAGUGGCUUCAUGAAACUAAGAUGGUAUAAUGUUGGGAGUCAUACUGACUCUCUUGUUAUUGUUCCCACUUCACAAGCUUCAGCAAUCCAAAGAGCAGGCCGCGCAGGACGUACCCGUUCAGGAAAAGUUUAUCGUUUAUAUUCCGAAGCUGAAUAUGACAAGCUCAGUAAGGUUACACCUCCAGAAAUGGUCCGCACAAACCUGUCAUCAGCUGUACUUAAUUUGAUGGCCCUUGGAAUUGAAAAUAUGCUGAGGUUUGAUUUUCCAUCACCACCACCUGCUCGUCACUUAAUCUCAGCACUAGAUGAGCUGUUUGCAUUGGGUGCAUUAACUGAAGAGGGAUCAUUAACUCAGCCUCUUGGCAAGCAAAUGGCUGAACUCCCUAUCUCACCACAGUUAGCCAAAAUGUUACUCGUUUCAGGUGAAUUUGGAUGUUCCCAGGAAAUUUUAUCCAUAGUGGCCAUGUUGCAAGUCCAAAAUAUCUUCAUUAAAAAAAAGGGUCAAGGUCAUGCAGCAAAGGUUGUCCACAGAAAAUUUGAGGUUAAUGAAGGCGAUUUGAUCACUCUCCUGAAUGUAUUUACUGGGUACAUUAAAAAGGGAGAAAGCAAGCAUUGGUGUACAGAACAUUUUCUUAACCACCGUGCUCUGAAGAGGGCAAGUGAAAUACGUAAGAGAAUGGAAAAACUUGUAACGAAGUUUGAGGUCCCCUUAGUCUCCAGUGAAGGUGGUGUAGAUGCUGUAUGUAAGUGUAUUACGGCAGGUAUGUUCCCUAAUGCUGCAUACUUACAUCAUUCAGGAAGUUACCGCACUGUUAGAGGAAAUCAGGAUCUUCACAUUCAUCCUUCAUCGGUUUUGUACACACAAAAACAGCCCCAGUGGGUCCUGUUCCACGAAGUUCUUCACACAUCGAGAGUCUUAAUGCGUGACUUGACAACGAUAGACCCUGCAUGGUUGUUAGAACUUGCCCCCCACUUUUAUGAAAAGACUAGCCUGAGAAGUGAAUAAAGAAUUUUUGCACAAUGAGUUUGUAAUUCCU
Macrobrachium nipponense is the source of this 2600-nucleotide messenger RNA. RefSeq names its product probable ATP-dependent RNA helicase DHX35. Gene Ontology annotation, molecular function: helicase activity; RNA binding. Lineage: Eukaryota; Metazoa; Arthropoda; Malacostraca; Decapoda; Palaemonidae. The transcript has 15 exons. Gene Ontology annotation, cellular component: catalytic step 2 spliceosome; intracellular anatomical structure. The record is from RefSeq and is a predicted model, not a curated record. The coding region runs from base 512 to 2569 and encodes 685 amino acids.